AUGGACCAAAAGUCCCCAGCCACACUACUAGAGCUUGCUGCACGAGGUCUGCUGAGUAAUGAGCGUGUAGCUAUAGAUGCCCUUGAAGAGCUCCCCAGAGGCAUGUUAGCUCCGUUUUUCAGUGCCGCCUUCUUGGGUGUUCAUAAGAAGGUACUGAAGGCAAUGCACUCUAUCAUGAAACUAGAAGAAGCCCAAAACAGAGUUCGGUGCCUCGAACUUGUAAAUUCGGACUCUGAGCCUCAGUCAUCCAGGAAACCUGUGGAAUUAUUAGUGGACAUUUCCCUAGAUGGUACCUUGAGAACAGGGCGAUUUCUUUCUUUACUUCGGAAUAAAGUACAGCAGAGCUUUGGGUCCUUGCACCUCUGCUGCAGAGAUUUGCAAAUUGAUGGAAGGCUUGCCCACGAACACAUCCUGCAGCUUCUGGAUAUGGGAUGCAUUGGUCACCUGAAAGUGAAUGAGAUUUAUCUGAGUCAAGUCACCACCCUUUUGGCUCAGAUGACCCACCUCCACAGCCUUAGUUUGUCUCAAAUCCCUUUUACAUCUUGUAUGAGGAAAAGCUUUGGGACUUUUCUCACCCAUCUUGGGCAGAUGAAAACCCUUCAGCAGAUCCGUUUGUCUUCCUGCCGCACGCAUUCGCUUCACGAACUGCUCAGAUGCCUGCCACCUCAGCUGGAUGCAUUGUAUCUCUCUUUCUGUGGACUUUCUAACAGAGACAUCACUGUCCUGUCCCAGAGCCCUGCAGCCCCCCAUCUAAGAUUGCUGAGUCUCUGCAACAACAAGAUAUCCUGGGAACAUUCUGAGGCCUUCCAGACUCUGCUGGCGAGUGUCUCAGGCACGCUGCAGCAUCUAGAGAUAGAUAAUUGUCUGAUGACUGAUUCCACUCUCACUGCUGUCAUUCCGGCCCUGAGCCACUGUUCCCACCUCCGUGUCUUUAGCUUCGCCUCCAAGCUGCAGGCCCAAUUGAAGGCAAUGCUGCAGGUGGUAAAGCGGAAUGACAUGCGCUGGACUACUUCUCCUGAGUGA
Galeopterus variegatus (Sunda flying lemur) is the source of this 1023-nucleotide messenger RNA. RefSeq names its product melanoma antigen preferentially expressed in tumors-like. Gene Ontology annotation, cellular component: cytoplasm. The transcript has 4 exons. Lineage: Eukaryota; Metazoa; Chordata; Mammalia; Dermoptera; Cynocephalidae. The coding region runs from base 1 to 1023 and encodes 340 amino acids. The record is from RefSeq and is a predicted model, not a curated record.